Pelmatolapia mariae (spotted tilapia) is the source of this 657-nucleotide messenger RNA. Its product is annotated as MKRN2 opposite strand protein-like. The transcript has 4 exons. Bases 4 to 657 code for a protein of 217 amino acids. Lineage: Eukaryota; Metazoa; Chordata; Actinopteri; Cichliformes; Cichlidae. The record is from RefSeq and is a predicted model, not a curated record.
GUGAUGGAGCGCAGCGUGAUCCGUCUGACUCACUGUCAGAAGGAGAUCUUCUGCUUCUCUGUGCCGGAGGAGUGCCCGAGCUGCGGGGAGGAGCUGAGGGGGAGCAGACUGCAGGAGGCGCCGGUCAGCCUCCCCUCCCCCUUCACCAACGGGCACAAGACCUCCUGCUGCCUGCUGGUCACACCAGCACACGACAACCUGGACAGAGACUUUGAUGGGGCGGCUGAUCUUCACACCGGCAUCUCCAACACCAAAGGUGUUGUGUAUAACUACACUCGUGGCGGCGUCCGCAGGGAUCAGAGCGGCUGGGAGCGCAGCAUCAGCGUCCCUCUGGUCCGACCCGACAUGUUCCACCUGCUCGCUCAGUGGGACCAGUACCUGGAGCGCUUCUCUGAUGGGCCUAUGUGGGACCCUGCCUGGCACAGGUUUGAUGAAAACAACCACAACUGCUUCAGCUUCUGUUUGCACUUUGUGAACAGCGUUCUGGCAGCCGAGGGCCGCGGCGCUCUGAGCAGAGACGACUUCACCCACACCUUCAUCCUGCCAAGGAUGAGGAGGGUGUCCAAAUACACCACGCUGUACCAGCACAUCCAGAAACACCAGUUCUACACGGUGGACCGACAGCAGCACGCUCAGGGGGCGGAGCCCAGCAGCUGA